Molecule: messenger RNA, 663 nt
Organism: Candidula unifasciata
Lineage: Eukaryota; Metazoa; Mollusca; Gastropoda; Stylommatophora; Geomitridae
Source: the annotation of a GenBank genome assembly
GUAUGCGAUGUUGACAUGCACCCAGAUAGAAAGCACUGCCUUAAAGGAUUCGUCCCAUCUUGUUCUGACACUCUUUCGGAUGUUGUGGUGUUUGGGGAUGUUGUGGUGUUAGGGGAUGUUGUAGUGCUUAGGGAUGUUGUGGUGUUUGGGGAUGUUGUAGUGUUUAUGGAUAUUGUAGUGCUUAGGGAUGUUGUGGUGUUUUGCUAUGUUGUGGUGUUUGGGGAUAUUGUAGUGCUUAGGGAUGUUGUGGUGUUUUGCUAUGUUGUGGUGUUUGGGGAUAUUGUAGUGCUUAGGGAUAUUGUAGUGCUUAGGGAUGUUGUGGUGUUUGGGGAUAUUGUAGUGCUUAGGGAUAUUGUAGUGCUUAGGGAUGUUGUGGUGUUUGGGGAUAUUGUAGUGCUUAGGGAUAUUGUAGUGCUUAGGGAUAUUGUAGUGCUUAGGGAUAUUGUAGUGCUUAGGGAUAUUGUAGUGCUUAGGGAUGUUGUGGUGUUUGAGGAUAUUGUAGUGCUUACCGAUAUUGUAGUGCUUAGGGAUAUUGUAGUGCUUAGGGAUAUUGUAGUGCUUACCGAUAUUGUAGUGCUUAGGGAUAUUGUAGUGCUUAGGGAUAUUGUAGUGCUUAGGGAUGUUGUGGUGUUUGGGAUAUUGAAGUGCUUAGGGAUAUUGUAG